GGUGCUUUUCCGUAGUGUAGCUCUAUUAUUCAUGUGAAAUUGUGAUAAACAAAAUUUCGUGACAAGUUAUCGAGAUGUUAAGCGAUCAGUCAACCAAAUCUAAAACCUCAAGGUCACGUGUACUGACCAUUCUUGGACUUUUCGCUAUAGCCGGAAUCGUAGCAAUAGCCUUAGGCCUCGGUCUUGGUAUAAAACAAGAAGAAAAAAUCGUGAUUGAAAAAUGUGAGCCCCAGCCGCCGGCCCCGUGUGAGCCCGUGGCUUGUGAUCCCUUACCCCAAACAGACUCGUCCAGAAUUCAGCGCGGCUCCCCUUUGUAUGUGCAGCCGGGAACGAACAAGGAAGGCCGAUUUAAAUACGCGUCCGUGGCAGCGGACACCAAAAUAUGUUCCAUCAUGGGAACGGAGAUGAUGGCUCGUCACGGUGGGUCGGCGAUGGACGCGGCAAUCACGGCUACACUCUGCUCAGGCGUCUCCAAUCCUCAGAGCUGCGGAAUUGGUGGUGGGUUCUUCAUGACCUUUUACAGACGAAACGACUUGGCUCGAUUUUCCGUCAUGGCACGUGAGAUGGCGCCAGGGGCUGCCACCGAAAACAUGUACAAGGACACAGGUGCCAGCUCAAGGGAAGGCGGGAUGGCUAUCGCGACCCCUGGCGAGGUUAGUGGUUUAUACGAGGCGUGGAAGCUGGGUGGCAAGCUUCCAUGGAGCACUCUGUUCCAGCCCGUUAUCCAGUUGUGCACACAGGGUUUCCCCGUGGGGUCGCUCCUGGCGUAUGACAUAGAGAAUAACAAGGCUUACAUUGAUACGCAUGUGAAUCUUAAGGCCAUGUUGACCCACGAUGAUGGAGUCACGCUGCUGAAGGAAGGAGACACCAUAAAGAUGCCCAAACUGGCCGCUACCCUGGAAAAGAUCGCUGCUGAUCCGUUUACAUUCUACAAUGGAUCGCUAGCGCAGGAUAUAGUGGACGAUAUCACAGAGCAGGGCGGUAUAAUCACCCUUGACGACCUCAAAAACUACAGCUCGGCGAUAAAACCCCCAUUGGAGAUGCCUCUGAGCGGCAACUUCACGGCCCUCUCCCCUCCCCCGCCAUCGAGCGGCGCUGUCAUACUUCUCAUCCUAAACAUACUCAAUGGUUACAACAUGGAUCAAACAGACUUCCAGGACACUGCACGGGCGGCACAUACCCUGCACCGAGUGACUGAGGCGUUCAAGCACGGGUUCUCUGUGCGGACGCAGCUUGGGGACGUCGACCAAGAGGACCAGCAGUUCAAUGACGAUAUUGAGGCACUUCUGAAUAAUAUGACAUCUGCUUCCUACGGGACCCAAAAACGCGAAAAAAUAACCGCCAGCACACACGAAACGACGUACUAUGAGCCGGUGUUUGAUUUCACAAUCCCGGACGCCGGGACCUCACAUAUCUCGGUCCUCGGGAAUAACGGGGACGCUGUAUCCAUAACAACCACCAUCAACCUGCAUUUCGGUUCCAAAGUGGUCGGAAGUAAGACCGGGAUCGUAUUUAAUAACGAAAUGGACGACUUCGCAACUCCAAACACCACAAACUACUUCCAGGUUCCCGCCUCACCCGCCAAUUUCAUAAAGCCCUUUAAGCGCCCCUUGUCUUCCAUGUCUCCCACGAUCGUAUUGGGCAGCUUCGAUAACGAGGUGAAACUCGUCACAGGUGCCUCAGGGGGAACACGAAUAAUCACAUCCACAGCAUUGAAUAUCAUCGAGACAAUGUGGCUGCAAUUCGGUUUGAAGGAGUCGAUCGAGUACCCACGCAUCCAUCAUCAACUUCUGCCACCAGAGCUCAGGAUAGAAGCCGAUAUGCCGCAGGCCAUCAAGGACGACCUUUUAGCCCGUGGACACGUUUUCGACACGCAGGAUAAUCUGGGAUCGGCGGUUCAGGCGCUGCAGAAAAGUGUCGCGCUCGGAACUCCGAUUCAAGACCUGACCUCGCGGAUUCACGAUGUGAUCCUAGCCUACUCCGACCCCGUUAAAUAUGGCGAGGCCGAUGGAUAUUAAUGAUGUUGUACUCCGGAUUAAUUAUGCUAUGUAAAGUUAUAAAUAAAUUCUUGGUAGGACGUAUUAAAAAACAUAUGAAUACACAAUAGGCCCAUUGUGCAGAACAUUGUUUUAAGUUAACAAAUGUUGUUAGCGUCAUGCAUCGUUAAUAACUUUCACCUUUUUGCGGGUCUGUAAGUUUUAAACUGCAGUACUUGUAUCAAAUAUUGGGACAUCUUUUUUAUCUAUGCUUGUUUUAUUUAAUGAUAUGAGGACAUCAUCAACUUUUAGAAUUAACAAUGAUGUAAGUAACCACGUUGUUAACUUUAACAAAAUACUGGACAAUCGGCAUAGUGUGUUAAGUUUUUACAAUCCUGUAUUCUUAUAUCCAUCUUUCAUUAACCUGAUAAAGGCCAAAUGGCCGAAACGUUCUUUCAUUAAUAGAUAAUUUGUGUCAAAGUCGGACUUCUUUAAUUAUCACCAUACAGCCAUCUUUGUCAUUCUCAACACUCCACUUUUGCUAUGUAUCGUUUUGAGAAAUUGGAAUAAUAGUUGUUUUUGUGUAUCCAGCUCCAUUCACGAAUGCAUAUCAUAGUUGUAUUUUUGCAUCUUUCGAUCACAUAUUAUGAUAUGCAUUGUAUGCUUUGUGCUUAUUUUAUUGCAUAUUAUAACAACGCCUGAUUUGUUUGACUUCUAUUCUAAUUUUAUAUCCAUAUAAUAUAUCCCGAAAAUAAAUUUAUUUUACUA
Molecule: messenger RNA, 2744 nt
Organism: Mya arenaria
Lineage: Eukaryota; Metazoa; Mollusca; Bivalvia; Myida; Myidae
Product: glutathione hydrolase 1 proenzyme-like
Exons: 13
Coding region: 75-2018 (647 amino acids)
Biological process (GO): glutathione catabolic process
Cellular component (GO): plasma membrane
Molecular function (GO): glutathione gamma-glutamate hydrolase
Source: RefSeq, a predicted model, not a curated record